Molecule: messenger RNA, 1521 nt
Organism: Sorghum bicolor (sorghum)
Lineage: Eukaryota; Viridiplantae; Streptophyta; Magnoliopsida; Poales; Poaceae
Product: cytochrome P450 89A2
Exons: 1
Coding region: 1-1521 (506 amino acids)
Cellular component (GO): membrane
Molecular function (GO): oxidoreductase activity, acting on paired donors, with incorporation or reduction of molecular oxygen, NAD(P)H as one donor, and incorporation of one atom of oxygen; iron ion binding; heme binding
Source: RefSeq, a predicted model, not a curated record
AUGGAAGAAAUGACGCAGUGGCUUCCGGUUGCCGUGGCCGUGCUCGUCCUCCUCGCCGCAGCCGCCACUCACCUGCGCAGCAGCAGCAGCAGGCACUGCGCAGGCAACACCCGCCGCACCGUGCCAGUCCCGGUCCCGGCAACAAUCGAGGUCAGAGACCCCGAGGCCGCCCGGCGCAUGAUCGUCGACCACGCCGACACCUUCUCCGACCACCCCGCCGUGCCCUUCCCCGUGGACCUGGACGCCGGCCACCCCAAGACGACCAGCAUCAACAGCGCGCCCUACGGCCCGCUCUGGCGCGCGCUCCGCUGCAACCUCACCGCCGGCGUCCUCCACCCUUCGCGCCUCGCCCACCUCGCGCCGCUCCAGCGCGACGCCGUCGAGUCCCUCGUCGCGGACCUCGCCGCCCGGGGCCGAGGAGGAGCGGGCCGUGCUCGUGAUGAGGUCGUCGCCGUCCGCGACGCCCUGUACACCGCCGUGUUCAAGGUUGUGGCGCGCAUGUGCUUCGGCGACGACGGCAUCGGCGAGCGCGACGUUCGCGCCAUGCAGCGCACGCUGCGCGAGUUCUUCCACUCCGGCGUGGACGCCAGGCGCCUGGCGAGCUCGAGGCUGGCGAGGCUCCUGCACUGGAGGCAGUGGCGAUACCUGGUCGGCACGCGCGGCCGCCUGGCCGAGGUCUUCGUCCCUGCCAUCGCGGCGCGACGUCGUCGUCUCCGGCGUAGCGACGGCGGCGGUGUCCGCUCAUACGUUGACACGCUCCUCGACCUUCGCGUACCCGACGACGACGACGACGAAGAUGGCGAACCGUCGUCCGGCUCCGGUGGCAGCGCCCGGCGGCGCGCGCUUAGGGACGACGAGAUGGUGAGGCUCGUCUGGGAGUUCCUGGGAGCCGGCACGGAGACGGUGGUGGCGUGCGUCGAGUGGACGCUCGCGCGCCUCGUCGCGCACCCGGAGGUCCAGGAGAAGCUCCACCGCGAGCUCAGCGCCGGCGACCAGCGGAGCCUCCAAGACUUGCCGUACCUGCGCGCCGUCAUCCUCGAGAGCCUGCGGCUGCACCCGCCGGUGCCAUUCAUCUUGCGCGACGUCGUCGGCCUACCUGAGGGCGCGGCGGCGGCGGCGGCGGCGGUUGGGAAAGCAGUCGCACUCCCACCGCGCAACGGCGCACCGGUGCGCUUCGUGUUCAUGGCAGAGGACAUCGGGAGGGACCCCAAGGCGUGGACGGACGCCGAGGAGUUCAGGCCGGAGCGGUUCGUCGGCGGCGGCGAAGGGGAGGACGUGAGCCCUAUUCCAGGGCGCAAGCAGAUCAGGAUGAUGCCGUUCGGAGCCGGGCGCAGGCACUGCCCCGGCGCGGGGCUUGCGGUGAUUCAAGCCAAGUGCUUCGUGGCCGCGCUCGUGCGCGAGUUCGAGUGGGCGCCGCCGGCGAGAGGAGGCGGCGGCGUUGACCACACGCCCACCAACGCGCUGUUCUUGAAGGUGAUGGCGUCGCCGCUUCGAGCGCGCAUCGUGCCACGCCGGUCUUAG